This is a messenger RNA of Bubalus bubalis (water buffalo), 7078 nucleotides long. RefSeq names its product protocadherin gamma-A1-like. Gene Ontology annotation, cellular component: plasma membrane. The record is from RefSeq and is a predicted model, not a curated record. Bases 2834 to 5266 code for a protein of 810 amino acids. Gene Ontology annotation, molecular function: calcium ion binding. Gene Ontology annotation, biological process: homophilic cell-cell adhesion. NCBI's taxonomy places the organism in Eukaryota, Metazoa, Chordata, Mammalia, Artiodactyla, Bovidae. The transcript is spliced from 3 exons.
AAAUGCCAAAAAAAGCACAUUAAAUUAAUUUAAAUAGCAUUUUAUUUAACAUAAUUAUCAAAAAUAUUGUUAAACAUGUAAUCAGUAUAAAAUUAUUAAUGACAUAUUUUACAAUCUUAUUUUUUACUGACUCUUCAAAAUCAGGUGUGUAUUUUACACUUAAGGCACAUUUCAGUUUGGACUAUCCACUGGCCCAAUGGCCACAUGUGGGUGGGUGGUUACAGUAUCAGACAGUGUAGUUCUAGAACUAUGGCUGCCUCUAGGCAGGAUAGAAUCAUGGUCUGGCAUGAAUUGUUUAACUGUUGCUAAUUUUGGAGAAUGAGCAUUUAUUUAUAUUUUCGUAUUUUUUCAGCCUUACCCUCACCUCCUUGUAAACUUCCAAAGUCUGUGGUCAUAAGAAACCUGCCAGCAGUAACUGAGGAACUUCCUUCCUUGUCCAUGCGCACUUUGGUAAUCCGAGGAGCAGCUGUAGUGAGGUGUAUUCAGACCUACAAAGCAGCAUCAAGAAGAGAUGGAAGUCUCCUUACAGGGAAGACGCUGGAGCGAAGGAAGCGCUCUUUCUUUCCCGAUGUCUUUGUUCAACUUAGUGAACUGCGCAGAAGAGGCACUGUGAGAUUCCUUCCGGGAGACGUAGCCAAGGAUUUAAAAGUGGGGAUUCGCGCCAAAGAUCUACUUCUCGGUGACCAGAACCAUGGGAGCUAUGGACAGACUUCCGUGACCACUCGGCACCUCCUACCAGAGCUGCAGUUUUACCUGGUUAUGGCCUUUUGGCCUUGAUCUCCAUGCUCUUCUUCCUACAGUGACUCUGGCCAUAGCCCAGUGCCUGCACUGCUCUUCCAGCCCUGCUUUCAGCCUGGUCCAAGCCUGGAUUUGGAGUUGCUCCCACUUUAGCAGGAGAGAUUUGCCCUAUUCCUACUGUCAAUUUAUGGCUUGGCUUCAUAUCUUGCAAUCUUAAUUUCUUCAAAUUAACUCGGAAACCUUUUAACUGGAUAGUUUCUGUAGUACCAUCAGUGAAGCCUUAAAUAUUACAUUGGAUUCAAAUGUAUACGUGUGAAUUUUAACACGUUUACUUCAUAAAUAUCUUUAGGGGUGAGGGGAGCUCUACAAAUUCACUUGCUAGUUUCUAUGUAUAUUUUGCUUUGUUUCAUUAGCCAGAAAAUUCCUUUGGGCAAAAUUUUGUGCCUAUUAAUGUAUGGUCUGAGAAGUUAUGUUUCCUGCUGAAGAGUUCUCUCUUCGAAAUAUUGAAGGAAGUUCACAGCAUCUUUAAGUUUCUGCUCUUGGUCUCCAUUAUACUUGUCUUUGAGAAGUGGAAAAUUGUAGAUUUGGUUAUAUAAGAACAUAGAUUCUCUCUCCCAAGAACUAUUCUGGCCUUUGUUUCCUUUCUUUCAUCAUUUUCCAGACCCUUCUCAGUCAUGGUGUCCAUGGGUUGGCUGCCAAUAUCUAGCCCAAUUUGUUCCUGAAAAAUGUCAACCUCUAGAAUGCAGAGAUCAUUCUUUCCUAACUUCUGUGUAAGUUUAAAUAAAUGGCACUAAGUCUGAGACAUUUUAGUUAGUAACCAUUUACUAAUUUUGCAAUGAGUAAAAGAAGGAAGGCAGUAUAGUUUUAAAAUCUUGCUAUUUUAGAAAACCAACUUCUUUUGGAGAAUGUAUUAAGUGUGGAUGUAGGAAAAUACAUGUUAUUCUAAUAUAGACUAUCUAAAAAUAAAGAUGUGGCAUUUUUAUUUUCAGUUUUGAAAAAUAUCACUGCCUCUUGUGUCUCUUAAAGUCUAAAUUAGAUAUUCAUGUGACAUUUUUCCAAUGAAAUGUCAAGAACCCAGUGUUUUUUGUUUGGUUUGGUUUGGGUUUUUGGCCACAACUCUCAGUGCCUGGACCAGGGAUCGAAUCCAUGUCCCUUGCACAGAGUCUUUUUUUUUUUUUUUUUACAGAGUCUUAAUCACUGGACUGCCAGGGAAGUCCCAGCCCAGUGUUAUUUUAUUCAAAAUAUAUUACUUUCAGCUGAGUUAAAGAUCUUUUUAAAGUCCAUAUUAAAGGUAUUUUUAAAUCCACAUAAUACAUAGAUACUACAGUAAAAGAAAAAUAGGAUGGAGUAAAAAAUAUGUCCUUCAAAACUCCCAAGAUUUCUGCUAAAUAUUCAGAGCACAACAUACAGGAAGUAGGACAGUCCGAUGUAUUAAAGUCUUGCUUACACUCUGAAAAUUUAUUUUUCCUUUUAAUUUUUUUUUUCAUCCUCUAGUCAAAGGGCAGUUACUCUUCUCUAUGGCCUGUGAAAUGACCAGGCGGUCAACAUACACUCCAGAGGUGGAGGGAUGAUAAGUCUCCUUUGUGUUAUUUCCCGAAUAGCAAACAGGGAAUGCUUGGGAAUUCCCAGGUAGUUUGGGAAUACUACUGGAAUAUCCAACAGAGCUUGGAUUCUACUGUAUGUUACAAUUUAGCAAUAAGUAGAUGUAAUUAAUUAAUGAACAUAGUAGUUUCUCCUUUUCAUAGUGUUAAUGUAUUAUGCUUAGCGAGUUUCUUGACAAUAAACUAAGAAACGUAGAUCAGCUGAAGGAGAAGAGAAAGUUCAAGUAUUAUCUAGGAGUGCAGUAACUGGUUAGGACUCUGGGUGCCGCUGUUCACCAGUCUGGAAGAUGAAGGCAGCACGCAUACACCCAGGGCGGGAGGGGGACUUCUUGAACCACCAUCACUGCCGGAUUGAAAAGUCUCUCUGAGGCUGCCCUGAUCAUACUUCUGGACCACUUUCUGCUCUGAAUUCUCCUGAAAAUUCUGUUUAGACUCAGAGAACAGGGAAAUAAUAUUCUUGGUGCUGGACUGAGAGAAUACGAAGCAAGAGAGCAAUGGCGAUUCGAGUGAAGGUGCUCGGCUGCCGCAGGCUGGUCCUACUGUACCUUUUUCUGGGGCUGUUGUUGGAAGCCCAGGCUGGGAAGAUCCGCUACUCGGUGUCAGAAGAGACAGACAAAGCUUUCUUUGUGGGCAACAUCGCCAAGGAUCUGGGGCUACAACCCCAGGAGCUGAUGGAGCGCGGAGUCCGAAUCGUCUCCAGAGGUAGGAAGCAGCUCUUUGCUCUGAACCCGCGAAGCGGCAGCUUGGUCACCGCGGGCAGGAUAGACCGGGAAGAGCUCUGCGCUCAGAGCGCGCGGUGUCUGGUGAGUUUUAACGUCUUAGUAGAGGAUAAAAUGAAGCUUUUCCCUGUUGAAGUGGAAAUAAUUGAUAUUAAUGACAACACUCCCGAAUUCCAGUUAGAAGAAGUGGAAUUUAAAAUCAAUGAAAUAACUGCUCCAGGUACCAGGAUCCCCCUGCCUUCUGGGCAAGACCUUGAUGUGGGUAUGAAUUCGCUCCAGAGCUAUCAGCUCAGCUCCAACCCUCAUUUCUCCCUGGAUGCUCAACAGGGAUCUGAUGGGUCUCAACAGCCGGAGAUGGUGCUGCAGAGUCCCCUAGACAGGGAAGAAGAAGCUGUCCAUCACUUCCUCCUCACUGCUUUUGAUGGGGGCAACCCAGCCCGUUCAGGAACCCUCCGAAUUCGAGUUCAGGUGGUGGAUGUAAAUGACAACCCUCCAGCGUUUACACAAGCAGUGUACCACACAAGUGUACCCGAGAACGUGCCUCUGGGCACUCGGCUGCUCAUGGUAAAAGCCACAGACCCAGAUGAAGGUGCCAAUGGGGAAGUAACAUAUUCAUUUCAUAAUAUAGACCAAAAAAUGGCACAAAUAUUUCACUUGGAUUCUUACACGGGAGAAAUAACAAGUCAAGAACCUCUGGAUUUUGAAGAAUACACAAUUUAUCCAAUGGAAAUUCAAGCUCAGGAUGGUGCAGGCCUCAUGGCCAGAGCUAAGGUGCUGGUCAAAGUUCUGGACAUAAAUGAUAAUGCCCCAGAGGUAACCAUCACCUCUGUCACUACUUCAGUCCCAGAAAACUUUCCUCCUGGGGCCACAAUUGCUCUUAUCAGUGUGCAUGACCAGGACUCCGGAGACAAUGGUCACACUUCAUGUUCCAUUUCUGGAAAACUACCCUUAAAAUUAGAAAAGUUAGAUGAUAAUUAUUACCGUUUGGUGACAGAAAAAACAAUGGAUAGAGAACUUACCUCCCAGUACAACAUUACAGUAACAGCCACAGAUCAGGGAACUCCGACUCUAUCUACCGAAACACACAUUUCACUGCAAGUGACAGAUAUCAACGACAACCCCCCUGUUUUCCCCCAGGACUUCUAUUCCACCUACAUUCUAGAAAACAACCCCACAGGUGCCUCCAUUUUCUGCGUGACAGCCCAUGAUGCCGACAGUAAUGAGAAUGCACAGGUCACUUAUUCCCUGGUGGAGGACACCAUCCAAGGAGUGCCUCUAUCCUCCUAUAUCUCCGUCAACUCAGACACUGGAGUCCUAUAUGCCUUGCGAUCGUUUGACUAUGAGCAGUUCCAGGACCUGCAGUUGAGAUUGAUGGCUCGUGACAGCGGGGACCCACCACUCAGCAGCAACGUAUCUGUGAGCAUAUUUGUGCUGGACCAGAACGACAACACACCUGAAAUCCUGUAUCCUGCACUCCCGACGGAUGGUUCCACUGGUAUGGAGCUGGCACCCCGCUCUGCAGAACCAGGCUACCUUGUUACCAAGGUGGUGGCAGUGGACAGAGACUCUGGCCAGAACGCCUGGCUAUCUUACCGCCUACUCAAGGCCAGCGAGCCGGGACUCUUCGCGGUGGGGCUGCACACGGGCGAGGUGCGCACAGCGCGGGCCCUGCUAGACAGAGACGCGCUCAAGCAGAGCCUGGUGGUGGCGGUCCAGGAUCACGGCCAGCCCCCUCUGUCGGCCACCAUCACGUUCACUGUGGCUGUUGCUGACAGCAUUCCAGAAGUGCUGGCCGACUUGGACAGCACUGAAACUUCCUCCCACCGGGACAACUCCAGCUUCACGCUGCACUUGGUAGUGGCUGUGGCCGCGGUCUCCUGUGUCUUCCUCGCCUUUGUCAUCGCGUUGCUGGUGCUCAGAUUGCGACGCUGGCACAGACUGCGUGCGCAGACUUCAGCAAGUGUAUUGGCAGGCUUGCCCACCUCUCACUUUCUGGGUGUGGACGGGGUGCGGGCUUUCCUGCAGACCUAUUCGCACGAGGUCUCGCUCACCGCGGACUCUCGGGGGAGUCACGUGAUCUUCCCGCAGCCGAACUACGCCGACACGCUCAUCAGUCAGGAGAGCAGUGAGAAAAAAGAUUUUUUGUCAGUACCCCAGUCUUUACUUGAAGACAAAAAGGAAACAUUUUCUCAGGUAAAUCUUUUGUAGUAAAUUUAUCUAGAUAAAGAUAACUUCUGUUUUUACUUGCUUUCACUCUUUACUGCUAAAAAGUCUCUAUUUCCCAUCUUUGUGUUUGUCUUUGUGUUUAUAUUUACAGAUCAUGGGAAAUCAUUAUUAAGUGUUUCUAUCCAAGUAUAAUUGUUUUUUUUUUUCAUUGAAAAGGAGAUCGUAAUUAAUCAUAAUGUAGUUGGUUGGGACAGAGUUGUGGAAAGAGCAUUGCAUCAGAAACAAGGAGAUUUGGCUUCUAACGUUUUCUUGCUUGCUUCUGGCCAAGUAAUUUUUUCUUUACCAUGCUCUUAUCUGACAAUGAUAGAGUUUGACUAGGUCUACAAAUAUUUAUGUGACUGAUUCUGUUUUCAGAUAUCCUUAGAUUAUAAAUAUCUCAUCUACUCCUAAAUUUAAUGUAUAUGUCAUCUGUUGGGGUGCUGUUUUAUUUUGGAAUAUUUGAAGAGGUAAAGAUUGUCUAAAGUAGUAUUUUAAGUUGUGUUAACAUAAAAUUAUGGAAAUUUAGGUAACCUGAAAAUUUAAACUAUUGUUGAAUAUCUUAUCCCUUUGCUUACUGGUUUAUUUAUAUAUGUUUUAUGCACACUUAAGAAUACACCAAAUGUUUAAGUAAGUUACAAAAUGAAGUAAUAAAAUGGACGACAGAAAAUUUCCUCUGCAAUGUGAGAAACAGUUUGAAGCCUCCUGACUUGUAUAUUAUGCCUGUAAUGUAAACAACUAACAAAAAUCAAAUAUAUAUUCCACUUUAUUAGCUCUUCACAAGAAAUGCAUCAUAAGUCCAUGCUUUAAAAUACUCUGUUCCAAUAAAUUAAAGAGAUACAUAAAAUAUAAAAUGAAAAAAGCAAAAGCAUAAUAAGGCAAAAAUAAAAAUAAAUAAAUGGACCAAAGAUGGGACAGAAAGUGGUGAGCCAGGCUAACACUAAAGUGGGAAUUCUGGUCUUGGACUUACCUUGAUUGGACAAAUCUGUAUACAAUCUUAUACACAACAAAUAUAGAACGACCAUUUUUAUAUGAAAAUAUGGAGAAUCUGCUGCUGCUGCUGCUAAGUCGCUUCAGUCAUGUCCGACUCUGUGCGACCCCAGAGAUGGCAGCCCACCAGGCUCCCCCAUCCCUGGGAUUCUCCAGGCAAGAACACUGGAGUGGGUUGCCAUUUCCUUCUACAACAAUUUAAUACAUAAUCAUCACAUGCACAAAAGAUGGCAGAGAAAAUGUCAAAGUACCAAUAAUAUACAUGUUUAUAACAUGUGCUUAAAUCACAAAGUGGGUAGUAGGGGGAUAGGGGAGAGUUAUUAAUAAUAAAAAGGUACAGACCUUGCAUUGUAAGAAGAAUAAGGCUGUAGGACCCAAUAUAUAGAGUGGAGACUAUAGUUGAUAACAUUAUAUUGUAUAAUAGAAAUUUGCUAAGUGUAAUUUAAUUCUCUCUCUCACACACACAAAGGUAAGUAUGUGAAGUGAUGAAUGUAUUAUUAGCUCAGUAGGAGGAAUCCUUUCACAGUUUGUAUAUAUAUCAAAUUAUCAUGUUGUACACUUUAAGUAUCUUAAAAUUUUAUUUAAAAUUGUACAGCUGGAAAAAUCACAAAGCAAAUACUUUAAAAGAAAACAAAAUGAGCAUUUAAAUCUAUACCACUAACUAGGAUUGGAUUUUAAAAAUCACAAUGGAAAUAAAAACUCAAAAAUUAAAAUAUUAUUUAUUUAAAAUUGUGGAAUGCCUCUAAAAGAUAUUUAGGGUUAAGUUUAUAGGCAACCAGAAGAAUUUCAAAAAACAAAGUAUUAAAAUUAGUGAAGUUAGCUCGACAA